Messenger RNA from Bufo bufo (common toad), 969 nucleotides. RefSeq names its product taste receptor type 2 member 40-like. Gene Ontology annotation, molecular function: G protein-coupled receptor activity; bitter taste receptor activity. Gene Ontology annotation, biological process: sensory perception of taste; detection of chemical stimulus involved in sensory perception of bitter taste; G protein-coupled receptor signaling pathway. Lineage: Eukaryota; Metazoa; Chordata; Amphibia; Anura; Bufonidae. Bases 1 to 969 code for a protein of 322 amino acids. The transcript has a single exon. The record is from RefSeq and is a predicted model, not a curated record. Gene Ontology annotation, cellular component: membrane.
AUGAUGAAGGUGAUUUCUUUAGUUAUGAGAACUGCUCUCUGGUAUUUUUUCGAGUCUGUGCUAUAUACUGAGUGCAUUGCCGGGAUCAUAAUUAAUCUCCUCAUUGUGGCUGCCAUUUUCUUAAAAUGGAAAGCAGCAAAAUCUCUUUCUAUUGGUGAUAAAAUCCUGAGCUCUUUGGCGACUUCCAGAAGUGUGUUCCUCGUCCAUGUUUUCAUAACUUACCUUUCUCCUCUACUUGAUCUAUGGAAUUACACAAACAUUCAGGUUUUGGCAACACUAUUGGUAGUCAUGAUGUUUCUGCAUUCUACCAAUCUCUGGUUUGCCACCAUCCUCUGUGUCUUUUACUGUGUGAAGGUAACAAACUACAGCUGGAAGUUCUUAAUCUUCCUGAAAACCAAGAUUUCCACUCUGGUCUCAGGGUUCCUUCUGGCUUCUCUGCUGAUUUCUGUAUCUUUUAGUCUUCAGUUUGGUUGGGGCGUUUAUAAAAUCGAGAUGGAGAACCUAACAAAUGUUUCAAAGGAAAACACAAGUCAUCUCAGUGCUGUUGUGUAUGAAAAUUCUCCUAAGCUGUUCCAGAUGUUCUUCAUCUGCUCCUGUCCACCAUUCUUAAUAUUUUUGGUCGCAGACUGCUUGUUACUUCAUUCUCUUUGGAUGCACAUCAGACGGAUGAGAAGCUCUGGAUCAGGGUUUCGAAGCCCAAACUUAGAGUCUCACUUCAGUGUUAUAAAGAGUAUGAUGGUCUUCUUGGUGUUACAAGUAAUAUACUUUAUUUGUAUAGGUCUGUCUAUGUCGGAUUUUGUGUACACAAGCUUAAAUGCAUUUUGGAUUUCUAUGAUUACAACAUGCAGCAACCCCUCUCUCCACUCACUGUACAUCAUCUCUUCUAGUCAUGGACUAAGGAAGACUUUUCUCUCAAUGUUCUUGCAUGUGUGGUUUAAGGUUAUCGGCUGUAGAGAUGCCCGUACAUGA